Pelecanus crispus (Dalmatian pelican) is the source of this 5832-nucleotide messenger RNA. NCBI's taxonomy places the organism in Eukaryota, Metazoa, Chordata, Aves, Pelecaniformes, Pelecanidae. The record is from RefSeq and is a predicted model, not a curated record.
AAUGAAGAGAAAUUUUCUCUAGCAAAUGAGCUUAAGAGUCUUAAAGAGCAAACCAGUCUAUUAUUAAAAGCCCAGGAAGAAAAAGACCAAAACAUACAAGCAAAAGAUACAUGUCUGAAAUGUGGGGCAUCUGAGCAGCAGUAUGAGACACAGGCAGCAUGUAAAGAAAGUGAGGUAUCAGUAAAUAAACUUGAACUUCUGAAAAAAGAAAACGAGCAAGUAAAGCGGAAGCUGCAAGCAGCACUUGUUAACAGGAAGGAGCUCCUGAAGAAGGUUAGCAAAUUGGAGAAUGAACUAGUACAACUGAGAAGAGAACAUGAAUCAGAAACUUCAGUGGCUCAAGAAGCUGAAGGGGAAGAAAAUACGACAAGCAUGAUAAGCAGAGAAGUGAAUCUUGAAAGCCAGCCCAGCGAGGAGUAUCUAAUUCAACUGCUGUCUGAAAAGGAAUCUGAGUUGCAGAGCAUCCGAAAGGCCCUGCUGGAUAAAGAAACUACUGAAGCACAAUUACAGGCAGUGAUUGAGGAAAUGAGGCGAAGCUUGCAAGGUAAGACAAACGUUUCGAUUAAAGAUGAAAUCAUGGAGAGUCAGACAAUUGCUGACAAAGUAACUGAAACCAAUAAAAGCCCAAAAGAUUGUGAAGAAAAUGAAAAAAAUAGUUCAGCAGCUACAAAUCCUGAAGAAAACCAAAAGUCUGCUCUGAAAGAGAGGAUUUCAACUCUUGAACAAGAAAAAGAACAACUUCAAAAAAAACUUCAGGAAGCCCUGAUAUCUCGCAAAGACACUAUAAAAAAGGCUCAAGAAAAAGACAGGCAUCACAGAGAACAGCUGAAACAGCAGAAAGAUGAUUACAACAUCCUACAAGAACAAUUUGAUAAGCAAAGCAAAGAGAAGGAGAGCAUCCAAGCUCAGCUCAGACAACUCCAAGAACAGAAAGGAUCAACAGAGAGUGUUCUUGAGAAUCAAGGUGGGUUCUGCAUGGAAGCAGAAAAUACAACAAACAACAAGCUUGUACAAGUUGCAGAUGUUUCUGGGGAAGAGUUUAAGAAAAAACUUGAAAAAUUGCAGAUGGAGAAAGAGGAAUUGCAAUAUAGCGUUAGCCAUAUGCAAAGUGAACUUGCUUGCAAAUCAGAAUUAGUCUUUCAUUUGCAAGAGCACAUAGCACAGUUGUUUCGGGAGAUAGAAGGGCUGAAAAGAACCUCUGACCAAGCUGAAGCUAAGGCAGCGAGUCUUCAGACAGAAUUGGAGGAGAGUCAAGCAAAAAUUUCUAGAGAGGGCAGUCUGGAAGACCUGAAAACACUUAUGCACCGAAAGGAUGAAGAAAUGGAAUUUCUUAUUUUGCAGUUAAGGGAGAAAAGUGAAGCUCUCGAUAAUGUGCAGGCACAGUUGCUGGAAAAAGAGGAUUCAGUCAAGAGACUAUGUAGUCAGUUGGAAACUCAAGCUCAGGUACAUGAGGAACAAAGCAAGCGGCUACAAACAGAGUUGCUUGAAAUUCAGGAGAAGCAAGAUGACGGUGCAGAAGCAGCUAAACAAAAGAAUCAAAUGCAGAGGAAGUUGCAAGCUGCACUUAUCUCUAGAAAAGAGGCACUAAAUGAGAGCAAAUCUCUAAAAGAGGAGCUGGCUAAUGCUAAAACUACUAUUGAAAAUCUUUGUGUCAAGUUGACAAAUAUGGAAAGCCAAAUAUGUGGCCAUGUUAAAGAAACAGAUACUUUAACAGAAAAGUUAGUGGGCCUCACUGAAGAGCGAGAAAAACUUAUUGCAGAAGUUGAUAAAGUACUUACAGAAAACCAGAAUCUUGAUGGAUGCUGUAAAAACCUGACAUUUACGCUAGAUAGAGUUGUUCUAGAGAAGGAGAAGCUGGAGAAGGAGAUGGAAUCCUUGAAAUGCUUUCAAGCCACUGAGAGUUCUGAGUGGCAUGAGAAAUACAGGGAGCUUCAGAAAGAAUAUGAAACUCUCCUGCAGUCAUAUGAGAAUGUGAGUAAUGAGGCUGAACGGAUUCAGCGUGUUUUGGAAACUGUUAGGCAGGAAAAGCAGGAAAUUUUCAUUAAGCUGAAAAGUGUUGAAGCAAAAAAAGAGGAAACAGAUAAGCAGCUACAGGAAGCUGGACAGGAAAUUGAUGGAAUGAAAGAGAAAAUGAGGAAAUUUGCAAAAUCAAAGCAACAAAAGAUCCUGGAACUAGAGGAGGAGAAUGAGAAGCUUAGAGCAGAGGUGCAUUUUACAGAUGGAGACCUACACAGGACUGGAGAUGUCUUUACAAAUACUAACCUGAAAGAAGAUUUGGAGAGCUCUAGGAGGGAUUGCCAGUCUCUUUCUAUUCAGCUUGAGACAGUAAUGGCUGAAAAGGAGUCUCUUAAUCAGGAGAUCACAGACUUAAAGUGUUGUUUGGAGUUAACAGAAUCUAAGCUGAAGGAAAGCAGAGAACUGGUAGACAAGUAUGUUGCUCAGAAGACAACAAGGGAAGGGGAAGAAACAAAUCAGGCAGUUGCAACACCACCACCAAUGGAGAAGACUGAAAAUCAAGUGGACAUAAGCUUUAGACCAGAGUCUCCUACUGCAGAGCUGGAACAAAAAGCAUUUGAAGGUAGUAGCCCUUGUGAAGAUCUUUGUACCUACAUGCAGCAGAUAGCUGAACUCACAGAGCGGAUCACAGAACUAGAAGAUAAUAGGAGGGCUUCAGAGCAACAGCUGGGUGACAUCCGCAUGUGUGUUGAGACUUUAGCAGGUGAGAAGAGGGAUUUAGAGACCCAAAUGGAAGAGAAAGUCCAUGAAUUGAGUGCUCUUCAGGACACAGUAGCGAAGAUGGAACAAACAGUCCAAAAAACCAAAGAUGAUCUCAUCAGAAUGACAGAACUGAAGGACACACUAGUGGCUGAGAAGGAUGAUUUGGAAGAAGGGCUCAUGAAUCAGCUGGCAGAACUUAAUGGGAGUAUUGGAAACUAUCAGCAAGAUGCAACAGACCUCCAGAUCAAAAAUGAGCAACUGAAACAUGAGCUUCAGAGUUUGCAGAGAAUGAUGCAUGAACUGGAGGAGGAGAAAUGUCAGAUGGCAAAGGAGAAAAGUAAAGCAAGUUCAGAAAAGCAAAAGGAAUUUGCAGAAAAGCUAAAAUGCAGUUGGAGGGGAGACAGCAGCACACAUGUAAAGGAGCUUCAGGAACUGCUCAGACAGAAACAGCAGGAGAUUAAGCAGCUGCAGAAGGACUGUAUUAAAAGCCAGGAAAAGAACAGUAGUUUAGAAAGAACUGUUAAAGCUCUGGAAUUUCUGCAGAGUGAGUCUCAGAAAGAGGUAGAAACAGCCAAAGAGACUUUAGCUAAAGCAAUUGAAGACACCAAGAAAGCCCAAGCAGAGCUUGCUCUCUGCAGAGUAGUAUUGGAUGACACUCAGAGUGAGGCAGCAAGGGUUCUAGCAGAGAGUGUCAAAGUGAAAGAAGAGUUGCAGGCAAGCAAAGAGAAUAUUAAAAUUCAAAUGAAGAAAAAAGAUGAGGACUUUGAGAGAAGACUGGAACAGGAAAAAGACAAGCACUCAAAGGAAAUUAAAAACAUGGAAGAAAAGCUGGCAACUUUGCAGAGGGAGAAAGACUGUAUGGAAACAACUGUUGGUGAUCUUCAAGACUGCUUGAAAACAAAGGAUCAAGAAGCCAAGCAAUUGGAAGGCAACCUAAACAAAACACUAGCCCAGCUUGCAGCCUUCACCAGGAGUAUGUCUUCCCUUCAGGAUGACAGGGAUAGAGUCAUAGGUGAAUCAAAAACAUGGGAGAAGAAAUUCACUGAAUCUAUUCAAAAGAAGGAGGAAGAAAUACGUUCAAAAGAGGAAACUUGUGUUGUGCUAAAGGACCAGAUGAAGCAGAUGACCAUACAUGUGGAAGAACUUCAGGCUCAUAUAUCCAGGCUGGAACGCAACAAGAAAGACUGGGAGUCUGAAUCCAGGAAGGAGAUUCAGCAUCAUCAAAAGACAUGUGAAAUGUUGCAGGAGGAAAAAAAGGAGCUUUUGACUCAGCUUGAAGGGUCUCAGAAACUGUACAGGAAGUCUCAGAAUGAACAGCAGAAACUGGAGUCAGAAAUCUGCAGCCUCAGAGAUCAGCUUGCUGACUUACAGAGUUCCUUUACCAAAUGUGAAUUGGUCAGAGAAGAGCUGGGCAGUAUAGUCAAACACCAAGAGACCAGUAUCCAGAAUUUUAAAUUCAGCUGUGAACAGCUUGAGGCUGAUCUGCAAGCUUCCAAGGACCUAACAAAUAAACUGCAUGAAGAAACUAGUGCCAAGGAUCAAAAGAUCAUUAGUUUGCUGUCUGCUAAGGAAGAAGCAGUUAUGGCUGCUCUAUCUGAAUUACAGCAGCAACAUUCUGAAGAGAUGAAAGAGUUGGAGCAUAGACUAAGUAAGGAGAAAGAAGAUAAAAAAGCCUUGGAAAAUGAGAAGAACAAAUUUCUUGACAAACUUGAUCAUCUCACCGAAAAGAUGAAGGUAAGCAGAGAAGAAAGUAAGCAGCAGAAGGCACAACUGGACUCCUUCACCAAGUCCAUGUCAUCUUUGCAAGAUGACAGAGACCGCAUACUGAGAGACUACAAGCAACUUGAGGAACGUCAUCUUGUUAUAAUCUUGGAAAAAGACCAGCUAAUUCAAGAGGCUGCUGCUGAAAAUAAUAAGCUCAAGGAAGAAAUCAGAGGUUUUCAUAGCCGGAUGGAUGACCUCAACUCUGAGAAUGCCAAGCUGAAUGCAGAGUUGGUGCGAUAUAGAGAAGACCUGAACCAAGUGAUUUCAAUAAAGGACUCCCAACAGAAACAACUUCUCAAAACACAGCUUCAGCGGAUCCAAACUCUGGAAAAGGAGAAGGCAAUCAUAGAAACACAGCUGAAAGAGUCCGAGCAUACUCAGGAUGAUCUUAGGAAGUGCAUGGAGGCCUUGAGAGAGGAUAAAGUCAGUAUGUCUCAAGAGAUUGAAACCCUUACAUCCUCUCUGUCUCGGGUGCAGAGUGAGAUGACAGCAUUACGUGAGGGGGGUCCUGUCAUGGAGUGUCAAGCACAACUGAAGGCCCAAGAAGAAGAGACACAAGAACUGAGUCAUAAGCUUUCCCUCUCACAGAAAAGGAUAACAGAACUUGAAGGGGAACUAGUAUGUGUUCAAAGGGAUGCAGCCAAGAGAGUGGGAGAGGCUGAGGACAGGCUUCGAAAGGAAUUGAAGCACCUACAUCAUGAUGCAGGGGUAAUGAGGAAUGAAACAGAAACAGCAGAAGAGAGAGUAGCAGAGUUGGCACGGGACUUGAUGGAAAUGGAACAGAAAUUUCUGGCAGUCACAGAUGAAAACAAAGAUCUCAGAGCUCAAAUUCAGUCGUUUGGGAAGUCCAUGAGCUCUCUUCAGGAUAGCCGGGACCAGGCCAAUGAAGAACUUCAUGUUUUGAAACAGAAAUACUCUGCAGACUUAGAGGAACAAAAGAGUCUAGUGCAGAAUCUUCAGAAACAGAUGGUUCAGCUACAAAAGGAGCAAUAUUCUACUGCCAGGGACCGAGAUACAGUGAAGUCUGAGCUGACAGAACUGCAGAAAGCCACUGAUGAAAGAGGUCUCUUGGCCCAGAUUGAGAAACUUAAUCAGAAGCUCAGAGCCAAAGAUGAUGAGCUUCUGCAUUUGUCUUCGGAACUGGAAGGCUCUUCCAACCAAGUCAAAUCUUUCUCCAAGGCUAUGGCAAGCCUGCAGAAUGAGCGAGACCGUCUGCUGAAUGAACUGGGCAAAACAUGUAAGAUCGAAGAAGUAAAGCAACAAGCAGAAGGGAGCACUUCCACCACUCCUUCAGAAGUGCAGAGUCUUAAGAAGGCACUGUCCUCCUUGCAGAAUGACAGAGACAGAGUA